Molecule: messenger RNA, 1247 nt
Organism: Tilletiopsis washingtonensis
Lineage: Eukaryota; Fungi; Basidiomycota; Exobasidiomycetes; Entylomatales
Exons: 4
Coding region: 343-1110 (255 amino acids)
Source: RefSeq, a predicted model, not a curated record
CACCCAAGACGUUCUGGGCGCAAGCGCCGGCCGCGCAGCAGCAGAGCAGAGGAGCGGCGCCGCGGUGCGGAUGCGGGCAUGCCGCUCGGCCUCUGCCGAGGUGCCUGCCCUGGAGGGCGGGCAGUCUCUGCUGCGUCUCCGCGCUCCGCUGCUGCGACUCGCCGUCUCACGCUUUCCGCACGCUGCUGACCCGCGUCUCGUCCGCCUCCUCCUCCCUCCCGCACCCUCUCCUCGCCGCCGCUCUCGCCCUCGCCCUCCAGUCUCGCGUCUCCACUCCCUCUUCGCACCGCCUUCGCUUCGCACACCCACUCCUUCGUUUCCCUCGCUGCGUCGUUGCCCAGCAUGGCCCCGCUGCAGCCGCUGCUGCUCGAGCUGCCGCUCCUCCUCACCUGCUGGGGCUUCUCGGCCGCCCUCAUGGGCCUCUCGGGCUCGCACAUCCACCAGUUCAUGAGCAUCCGCGACAAGAUUGCCAACCAGUCGCCCUCGCUGCCCGGCUUCGUCGAGCUCGACACGGCGGGCAUCGAGCGCGUCGACCUCGCCAUGCUGAUCGUCGGCUGCAUCUCCUUUGCGUUCAUCGGCGUCUUCCUCUUCCUCUCCUGCGGCCAGUUCAAGGGCAAGCGCGGCGAGUACAGCGGCAAGGGCACGGGCGCGUGGCUCUUUGUCGGCCUCGUGCUCCUCACGCUCUCGGGCGCAUGGACGGGUGCGGUCUCGGCCAUGACGGCGUGGGCGGUCAAGUACAGCUACACCUUUACGCGCGGCCCCAACUACAGCGAGCCCUUCUCCACCGAGCAGCGCCUCUACCUGCGCCAGAUCGACGUGUUCGUGCGCGAGCAGUUCUCGACGAGCCUCAACCUCGCCGGCGCGCCGGCCAUCGACAACACCUUCCUUGGCGUGUGGGGCAGCAUCUCGACGAUCGAGGAGGCAAACGCCUACCUCAACUCCUCCAACUUCCUGCAGCUCGUCAAGUCGUACAAGGCCCAGGUCGCCGUCGGCUGGGUCACCAUCGGCACCGUCUUCUUCACCAUGGUCGUGCACUUUGCGCUGCCCUUCGCCUGGCAGCGCUUCGGCCUGACGCGCCAGCCCAAGAAGAACUCGUACAACGAGGUCUGAGCCGUCUCUCCCUCCCCUCUCUCUGCUGCGGCGGCCGUCCGCCUGCGCGCGCAUCCCACUCUCUCUUCAGUCCGAUACCUCCCGCUCUCUUAUUUGUCGCGCUGUCCUGCCCUCGCGUUCCGUGCUUCUGCCUGCAC